UAUACUGUCCACUUUGAUUGUUGAAUGUUAUAACAUCUUCAGUCAUUUAUCGACAGCAAACAGAGAUACAACGUAAAUUUUUAAACGAAUAAUUUUGAAUUUAUUUUCUACUUUUUUGACGAUUUAACGAUACAAAAUGCAAAGCGAUCAAAUUAUUGAGAAAAUACGUAAUAAAUUAAGCGAAUCCGAUCCUGCUAAACGUACGGUCAUGAAUAUAUUUCAAUUUCAUUUCACUGAUUCCGAAGGACAACUAAUAAAAAGCGUGGUUUUUGAUUUUAAAGAAUUGAACAUCUAUGAGGGCAAUUGUUCCGAACCUGAUGCCGAAGUUACAAUAAGUGAUGAAAACUUCUUUAUGGUGGGUUCCAAACAAACUUCAUUUGAUGAUCUUAUAGCCGAUAACAAGGUCAAAGUUGAAGGCGAUAAGGAGGCUUUCCAAAAAAUGGUAGAGAAAAUCCGUUUAAAUUCGAAAACAGAAUAAUAAUAUAAUGUUUUAGUUUUUGUUUAACAUGACUGUGUAAUUUUAAAAACCAAAACUAACUUGUAGUGGUGAUAUUAAAAACCUAUUUCUUCAUAAAUAUUGCAUGCUUAAUUAGCGAAUAUUUGUCGAAAUGUUUGAAUAUAAUAUAUUUUAAAUAAACUACUGCUAUUUAGAGUAUUUUUUAUAAACCA
This is a messenger RNA of Lucilia sericata (common green bottle fly), 669 nucleotides long. RefSeq lists its product as uncharacterized. The coding region runs from base 137 to 478 and encodes 113 amino acids. The record is from RefSeq and is a predicted model, not a curated record. The transcript has 3 exons. Gene Ontology annotation, cellular component: cytosol. NCBI's taxonomy places the organism in Eukaryota, Metazoa, Arthropoda, Insecta, Diptera, Calliphoridae.